AUGAACUAUGUGCUGCUGUUUCAGUGUUUACGGCCUUUAAGAUUACCUGCAUCUUUUGGGACACUUUCUUUGACUGCUGAGUGUUUCCGGUGGCUGUGUAAUCAUAGGAAUUACAGCUACGGAGCUGCCGGGGAUGGUAUAAAAGUUGAUUUGUUGCACCAUCCCGAGUAUCUCGAGCAGAAUGCAACUAUUGCUUUCCAGGCUGCCAUUUGGAGGUGGAUGACCCCAAUCAAGAAGAACCAACCUUCAGCUCAAGACAUUUUUGUCGGCAACUGGAAACCAACCAAGAACGACACAUUGGCCAAGCGGGGUAAUACUUUUGGUACCACUAUGAACGUUCUUUACGGAGAAUACACUCGUGGGCAGGGCGAUAUCAAUCCGAUGAACACCAUUAUCUCCCAUUACCUCUAUUACCUUGAUCUGCUGGGUGUCGGGCGAGAGCAGGCAGGGCUGCACGAUGAGCUAACUUGUGCCGAGCAAGAAGCUUUCAACCCAGCCUCAUCUCCCAAGACUGUAACUUCUUCUUGAGCUUUGGGUUCAGCCAAAUUUAUCGUUAAACAGUACUUGUCAAGGAGGGUUAUUCAAUAAGAGAGAGGGGAAAUUAGGUGGUUGUAAAAUCAUUGUCCAUGUCGCUGUGAGAAAGGGCCCAUCCACUUCAUUAUACUAUAUAUAGUUAUACGUUGAUGUGCUGCUGCUAGGUGGUCUUUAUAAUUUGCUUGGUUUGUGUGUAGGUUUUGAUACCAUUUGAUGCUUGUUGUGCUGUCAAUGACAUUGAAU
Molecule: messenger RNA, 777 nt
Organism: Hibiscus syriacus
Lineage: Eukaryota; Viridiplantae; Streptophyta; Magnoliopsida; Malvales; Malvaceae
Product: chitinase-like protein 1
Exons: 2
Coding region: 1-528 (175 amino acids)
Biological process (GO): cell wall macromolecule catabolic process; chitin catabolic process
Molecular function (GO): chitinase activity
Source: RefSeq, a predicted model, not a curated record